This is a messenger RNA of Miscanthus lutarioriparius, 2058 nucleotides long. The record is from the annotation of a GenBank genome assembly. Lineage: Eukaryota; Viridiplantae; Streptophyta; Magnoliopsida; Poales; Poaceae.
AUGGAUCUGGAGGAGCAAGCAAAGAGGAAAGCGGCAGAGGAGGCAACGAAGGGAUCAGGUGAGCAUAACAGUGGUAGUGAUGGUGGAGGUGAUCCAUUAAUUACCAAGAGUGAGAUGAGGUCUAUGAUUUUGGAGCUCCUGGAGAUGGGCAUGAUUGGUUCCAGGCCACCUGAGCUGAAGCUGGAACUAACGCCAAACGAUGUGAAGCUGGAGGGAAGUAAAAAUUAUUUGAGUUGGGCUAGAAGAGUACAGGUGCUUCUAGGAGGAAAAGGGGUAGAGCACUAUCUGGCGGAGGAUUGUGUUGAGCCGGCUAACAAGCUUAGCCCCGAGUGGAGAGUUUGGUGUACGACAAACUCUACCAUAGUGGCGUGGUUAUUGGCAUCCAUGUCAUCGUCUGUUAGUAAAAUGGUGGAAGCUAUGCACACUACAACACAAAUAUGGAAAGCCCUGAGUAACAUGUAUUCCAAGCGAGGGAAUGUGAUGGUGAUGAUGGAAAUUCAAAACAAGGCUGAUGCAGUGAAACAAGCAGGGCGACCAGUGGAGCAAUAUGCUAGUGAGUUGCAGUACUUGUGGGGAGAGCUGGACCACUAUGCUUCACUUCAUGAUAGUCUACCUACCAUGGAGGAGGCUGUGUCAGCCAUGGUCAUUGAGGAGAGUAGACUUCGGAUGAUGAGUAGUAACAAUCCUAUAAAGUCGGCCUAUAGCACAAAGGCGGAGAGGGAGUGCUUCAACUGUGGAGAGAAGGGACACUUGAGCUACAAUUGUCCUCUACUUAGAAACUAUGGUGGUAGGAGUGGAACUCGUGGAGGUCGUGGUGGUGCUCGUGGUGAUCAAGGAGGUGGCCGUGGAGAAGGUCAUGCAGGAGGUCAUGGCAGAGGCCGUGGUGGUUCUCAAGCCAAUGUUGCUACCAUGGAGAGUGGUCCUCAAGUCAAUGCUGCUACCAUAGAGGAGGUUCCAUCUCUCACCUUGACUGGGGAGCAGGUCAAGCAGUGGGAGCAAUGGCAGAAGAUCAAAUCAUCUGAGAUCUCCAAAACUAAUCCAGCUGGUCCUGUGAUUGCCACCACCAAUCACUUUGGUAACUUUGCCAACUAUGCCCACUUGGGCAAAGGUACUCAGGCACAGGCACUUGCAUCUACAUAUAGGCAUAACAUAGAAUGGGUCAUUGAUUCAAGAGCUUCCAAGCAUGUCACCGGCAUAUCUAGUUCCUUUAAAACAUACACUCCAUAUUCCUACUCUAAGACUAUUCAAACUGCUGAUGGCACCUCCCAACCCAUUCAUGGUGAGAAGAGGACGGGGAGAGUGAUUGGGACUGGAGUCAGGCGUAAUGGGUUGUGGUUCAUCAACCAGGCAGAGUCAGCAUUGGCAGCAGCUAUUGGAGCACAGGAAAGGGAGGUCUUCUUGCUUCAUUGCCGAGGGACAUUUAUCACCAUUAUGGUAGUAUAUGUGGAUGACAUAGUGAUUACUGGAGAUGAUGUGGAGGAAAUCAAAUGUUUGAAAGAGAAUCUAGGAAGAGCUUUUGAGGUAAAAGAUCUAGGACCACUUCGGUAUUUCCUUGGAAUUGAGAUUGCUAGGUCGCCUAAGGGGAUUGUUCUCUCUCAAAGGAAAUAUGUCCUUGAUCUAUUGACAGAAACUGGAAUGCUUGGAUGUCGGCCAUGUAGUACUCCUAUUGACAAAAAUCAUCAAACCAUUGCUCAAUCCGGAGAUCCAGUUAAUAGAGAAAAAUAUCAAAGAUUGGUCGGGAGAUUGAUAUAUCUGUGUCAUACAAGGCCUGAUAUCUCCUAUGCACUGCGGCCGUUAAGAAAUGAGACCAUGAUGUUUCAUUGUGACAACAUAGCUGCAAUCAAUAUUGCAAACAAUCCGGUUCAGUUUGACCGCACUAAGCAUGUGGAAAUUGAUAGAUUCUUCAUCAAGGAGAAGCUUGAUAGUGGAAUCCUAAGACUAGAGUAUGUAAAAUCAUGUAGUCAACUAGCAGAUUAUUUCACAAAGGGUCUAGGACCUAGUGAGAAUGAGUUGAGUUGUAACAAGAUGGGCAUGUUAGAUAUCUUUAGCCCAUCUUGA